AUGCUCGCCGCCUUCAUCAUCGUCGUCACGUUGGCGGCGGGCCUCGACGCUGCACCUUCACCCCACCGGCACUGGCACCAUUCGCACCACGCUCGCCACCAUGACGGCAUUCGGCCCUCGUCGACGGCAAUGAGGAGGCGUAUGGUGGAGGAGGGUUCGGGGGCGCCGUACGAAAACGGGCUGCCCAAAGCCAACUCGCCCGUUCCCGUUCGCAUUCGCGUUCCGGAUGAGCAUCCGGACAUCAGGGCCGUGGUCGACAACGCCAUGCUUCCCCUGGUCAUGUGA
Messenger RNA from Drechmeria coniospora, 285 nucleotides. RefSeq lists its product as uncharacterized. The transcript has a single exon. The coding region runs from base 1 to 285 and encodes 94 amino acids. The record is from RefSeq and is a predicted model, not a curated record. Lineage: Eukaryota; Fungi; Ascomycota; Sordariomycetes; Hypocreales; Ophiocordycipitaceae.